This is a messenger RNA of Punctularia strigosozonata HHB-11173 SS5, 1293 nucleotides long. RefSeq lists its product as uncharacterized. Lineage: Eukaryota; Fungi; Basidiomycota; Agaricomycetes; Corticiales; Punctulariaceae. Bases 114 to 1094 code for a protein of 326 amino acids. The record is from RefSeq and is a predicted model, not a curated record. The transcript is spliced from 3 exons.
CAUUAUGCGUGCUCAUCACCACGAACAUCGCCUAUUACCUUGUGUUCUGGAUACUAGCGUCUCAGCACGACUCACAGCUGACUCUGUACGACGGGGUCGUAGUAUGCUAUCUCAUGGCCUUCUCAACGUUCGUAAUCGAAAUAACCAUCGGAAGGCUUCACGAGCAUCUCAUCGACACCCUGCUGAACCGGCCACGGAUCGCCGGCCAGUCCAGACGAAAAAUCGACGUAACACACCUGUUGGUUGCCGCAUCUGCGGUCUUGCAACUCUUUGUUCUCGCGGUCGUUGCAUCCUCGCUUUUCGAACAGGCGGAGACGUUUGGUUCGCAGCCAGAAUGCAAUAAGGAUGUCGUCCUCGUUUUGUUCGCUCCCUUCAAAGUGUUGGGCUCUGGUCGAGUGUUCGCGGAGGUCUUUUUGGCUGCUAUGAUUUUCGUUGCAGCCGCGCGUCGAUUGUGGAACGUGGUUCACAAACCUCCAGGACUCCCGCUUCCAGUCGGGACUUGCUAUGGCACCCGCCGCUGCCCGGGUUUCCGUCCUUUGUGGUUAUCCAAGACUCUUGCGCUUCUGGUCAUCGUCUCGUUGUUCAUCGUCAACAUCGAACUUCUGCGGGUUGAAAACAAUGUGCACUCUGGGAUCAACGACUGGGACUUCGGUCAGAUUUUGCCCAUGCUCCUGCUCGUUUUCCCCAUAACGACGAUCUAUAAAUCCGUACCCGUGCAGACUAUUUAUGCGAUGCUCGGGAUACAAACCGGAAGACCUAGUACAACUAUCUCAUACAACAUGCACCCCCCUGAGGCUACACCCGAAGCUGCGUCGGAACCUGUCGAUGCUAUCCCGAUGACCGCCAUUGAGUCGAAUGACGGUCCCUCGCAAAUGCGCCCGGCGGAAGAACUCGCCGUCACCCCUUCCAUGCCUACUCCACCUACCCACGCUGUACAAGCUUCAUCUACACGGUGGCGCUCGGGAAGGGCGAAAUUCACCCAUCGAUUCACCCAAACGCCAGUCCGCAUUUGCCGCAAUGGCGGGCGAGUUUCACCCUCAGAGGGUAAAUUUAACCGGCUCAACGGGUUGCCACGAAGGGUGAAAAAAGCCUGAAGUAUGAACUCUUUCACCCUCGUGAUCGAAACCCUCAUUCCUGAAUAUGAGGCGAACUUUUCACUAUGAAAGGAGGCAAAUUUCACUCGUGCAUGCUCAGCCUGUAGUCAGGAAUAGCGUAGGAAUGCAAUACUCGUUGCUUAUAUACUUAUAAGGUUACCGUACAGGACAGUAUGUACACCGACUAUAUGUGAUUAAG